UAUUGUAUGACUUUGUCUCACAGCAACAUGUGGACUGUCUCUCAGGCUCAGAUGAAAACGGCAUCUGUGGAAGGAUUCAGUCCUCGAGGGUGAAACGUUGAACUUGCAGGUGUGAUGGAUGUGAAGCAGGAGUCAGAGUCUCUCUGAGUGUCAGCGUCACACCAGCAGGAUGAUUUACUUGUCUCACACGGCUCACUGCCAGUUCCUGGGCCUGAUUUUUGGGGUCCUGGCCUGGAUCUUCAUCCUGACCACCACCGGCCUCAAUGAUUGGCGUAUGUGGACCGUGGACGACAGGUCUGUCAUCACCUCGGGCGUGGCGUGGGUGGGAAUCUGGAAGGCGUGUUUCUUCACUCAUACUCUUCCAGAAUUUGAGACCUGUCAGAGCAUCAGCAUCUCAGACUCCUUCAUCCCCGCAGAGAUCCUUGCGGCUCAGGUUCUGAUGGUCCUGGCGGUGAUCAGCGGCUUCGCGGGGAACAUCUGUGCCGCUCUGGCUAUGAGGAAGGCUUAUUUCUCUUUGGAGGACCGGAGGAACAUGAAGCAGCUCUUCUUGCUGGCGGGGACCCUGUAUUUGCUGACAGGGGGUCUGUGUUUGGUACCGCUGGUUUUGAACAUGAUCUCUGUGUUCAACAACAGCACCAUAGACUUCCCCCCUGAGUUAUACCUCCCUGCAGCUCCUGUGGAGCAGCGGGUUGGCACGGCCAUAGGAGUGGGCAUCUUGGGGUCCAUAAUGAUGCUUCUAAGUGGGCUGCUUUUUCUCUGCUACCGCUACGCCUGGCAGACCCUGAGCUCAGAGGCCCCCACAAACAACAGGGGCACUCAUGGAACCCGGACAGAAACGACCCACAGGUCUGAGGGGCAAAAAGGAGACAAACAGGGCCGAGAUAAUCCUGCAUUUCACAGGGAGGAGAUGUCAUGAUGAAAUCUAAACAUUAGUAACUGAAAGAAAGAGUUUACACUUUAACAAUCACCGCUUCUAUUCAUGGAAAAGUGACUUGGACAGCAUGGAAGACUUUGGGCCUGCAGUGUUAAUAAAGCUGAGAGGGUGGGACAUGAAGCAUGUUGUUGAAACUGUAAAUAA
This is a messenger RNA of Notolabrus celidotus (New Zealand spotty), 1078 nucleotides long. RefSeq names its product claudin 34a (gene cldn34a). NCBI's taxonomy places the organism in Eukaryota, Metazoa, Chordata, Actinopteri, Labriformes, Labridae. Gene Ontology annotation, biological process: bicellular tight junction assembly; cell adhesion. The transcript is spliced from 2 exons. Gene Ontology annotation, cellular component: bicellular tight junction; plasma membrane. The record is from RefSeq and is a predicted model, not a curated record. The coding region runs from base 170 to 916 and encodes 248 amino acids. Gene Ontology annotation, molecular function: structural molecule activity.